AUGUUAAGUGAUUAUCUUCGCCACAACAAGACGCUAACUUUGUGGAGAUCCAUGUUUCAAACAUAUUGGAUCAAAAGUAGGAAAAAGAACAAGUUACUGAAAUAUUUGAAACUUCAAUAUUAUAACAUUGGAUCAGACAUAAGAGAAGCAUUUGCGAACGGGCUUUGUAAGGAUUUCUUGAAACAUAAACUUCUUAAAUUUUUCCUAUCUUUUGCGAUUGACGAAAAAGUAGUUGAAAGGGCUACAAUAAUGCCUAUACGUGUGGCUGUUUGCAUUCAUGUUGAAGAUAUCGAUGCAGCAAUUGAAACCAACAAUUCAAUGUCUGAAAAAUAUUUUACACAUGCGUCGCCAACUCUUUUUAACACUAGAACACCACGAUCUCAGCUUCAAGUUGUUUCCUUCUGA
This is a messenger RNA of Dentiscutata erythropus, 405 nucleotides long. Lineage: Eukaryota; Fungi; Glomeromycota; Glomeromycetes; Diversisporales; Gigasporaceae. The record is from the annotation of a GenBank genome assembly.